This is a messenger RNA of Thyridium curvatum, 1779 nucleotides long. RefSeq lists its product as uncharacterized. The transcript has 6 exons. Gene Ontology annotation, molecular function: oxidoreductase activity; copper ion binding. The record is from RefSeq and is a predicted model, not a curated record. NCBI's taxonomy places the organism in Eukaryota, Fungi, Ascomycota, Sordariomycetes, Thyridiales, Thyridiaceae. The coding region runs from base 1 to 1779 and encodes 592 amino acids.
AUGUGGUCCUGCUCUCGCCUUCUAGUUCCUCUUUUGGGGAUGAUGCUGUUCCGCUCCGUGCAUGCCGCUCCUCCAGCUCCCGUGGAUGUGGAAUUGGUGAAGCGUGCGGGACGGAACUGCAACACAGCGAGCAACCGGCGCACGUGGUGUGACGGGUUCAGUCUUGACACUGACUAUGAGGUACCCGGUAACACUCCAACUGGUACAGUAGUAUCUUAUACCUUUGUCCUCACAGAAGUCAACAAUUGGGUUGGACCAGAUGGUGUGGUGAAGAACAAGUUCAUGCUGGUCAAUGGGCAAUACCCCGGCCCAACUAUUGUGGCUGAUUGGGGAGACACCAUCCAAGUCACUGUCAUCAACAACCUAGAGACCAAUGGGACCUCAAUCCAUUGGCACGGUGUGCGCCAGCUCAACAGCAACAUCCAGGACGGCGCGAAUGGCCUCACCGAGUGUCCCAUCCCGCCCAAGGGCGGCUCAAAGGUGUACCGUUUCAGGGCCACCCAGUACGGUACAUCGUGGUAUCAUUCCCACUUCAGCGCCCAGUAUGACAACGGCAUUGUGGGUACUAUCCUCAUCAACGGGCCGGCCUCUCUGCCUUACGAGGUCGAUCUCGGCGUCUUUCCCAUCACAGACUACUACUACGCAUCGGCAGACGAGCUGUUAGCGAUCACAUCUAGGAACGCACCACCGCCCGCUGACAAUAUCCUGUUUAACGGCACGAACAAGCAUCCUUCGACUGGACAGGGUCGCUACGCAGAAGUGACUCUGACGCCGGGGAAGCGCCAUCGGCUCCGCAUCAUCAAUACCUCUGCCGACGCUAGCUUCACCGUCUCCUUGGUGGACCACGACAUGACCGUCAUCGCCUCGGACUUUGUCCCCGUCCAGUCUGUCACUGUCAACAAGCUCUUCGUCGCUAUUGGGCAACGCUUCGAUGUCACCAUCGACGCAAGCAAGGUCGUGGGCAACUACUGGUUUAAUGUCACAUUUGAGGCGUCAGGCGCCUGCGGUGCGUCUGUCAAUCCCCAUCCGGCGGCCGUCUUCCGGUACCAGGGAGCACCAAAGACCGAUCCUACGAACCCUGGCACCGCGGUCGUCCCCGAGCCAUGUGUUGACAAACUUGACCUUGUUCCUGUCGUGACUCGCACUGUGUCUACAUCCGACUUCCAGCCCACCAUUGACAACACUUUGAACGUCAGCCUUGACUUGGCGCCUACUUUCGUGUGGAAGAUCAACUCCUCGGCCAUCAAUGUGGACUGGAACAGGCCGGUGCUGGAGUAUGUCAUGGAGGGCAAUACUAGCUACCCUCAGAGCGAGAACAUCAUCAGUGUGAAUGGAAAGGACCGGUGGGCCUAUUGGCUCAUCGAGAACGAGGUUGGGUUCAAUAUUGCGCACCCUCUCCAUCUCCACGGCCACGACUUUGUCGUUCUUGGACGGUCAGCUGUAGGUGCCAUCGGCCCGUUCAACGCUGCCGCCGACACCCGUACCCUCAACGGCAACAAUCCGGCUCGUCGAGACGUAACCAUGCUGCCCGCUCAGGGCUGGGUAGUCCUCGCCUUCCGCACGGACAAUCCCGGCGCGUGGCUCUUCCACUGCCAUAUCGCCUGGCACGUCUCGGCCGGUCUUGCUGUCGACUUCCUCGAGAACGUGGGCGACCUGCGCCAGAACAUUGCACCCGGUGACAAGGCCGACUUUGACCGGAACUGCAAUGCUUGGAGGGCCUAUUUCCCCGAGUUUGAUCCGUUCCCCAAGACAGACUCUGGGCUGAGGAUGAUGAACUAG